This is a messenger RNA of Ilex paraguariensis (yerba mate), 1236 nucleotides long. The record is from the annotation of a GenBank genome assembly. NCBI's taxonomy places the organism in Eukaryota, Viridiplantae, Streptophyta, Magnoliopsida, Aquifoliales, Aquifoliaceae.
AGAGAGAGAGCUCUUGAACUGCUGAUAUGGCUUCCAAAGUUCAACCAGUAGCUUCUUUCUUCUUCUUCUUCUUCUUCUUUUCUUUCUUUGUCUUGGGAUUCAUUUCCUCUGAAGCUCAAUCGGUACCUGCGUUGUACGUGUUUGGGGACUCCCUAGUAGAUGUUGGCAACAACAAUUACUUGAAACUCUCGCUUGCAAAGGCAGACUUUCCUCACAACGGCGUCGACUUUCCCGGCGGAAAACCUACAGGAAGAUUCAGUAAUGGCAAAAAUGCUGCAGAUUUUCUAGCUGAGAAAUUAGGGUUACCAACUGCGCCGCCAUAUCUCUCCAACACGAGCGGUGACUUCCUCAAAGGUGUUAGCUUCGCCUCAGGUGGUGCUGGAAUCUUCGAUGGCACCGAUGACCUAUAUAAACAGUCAAUUCCUUUGACAAAGCAAGUGAACUAUUACUCUACCGUCUACCAAAAACGGAUGGCAAAGCUAGGAUCUGGUGCAGCACAGCUGCAUUUAUCAAAGUCCAUGUUCGCCAUUGUGAUUGGGAGCAAUGACUUACUUGGCUACUUCAAAUCCGGGUCUGCCAAAUCCAAAAAAAGCACCCCGCAGCAGUAUGUUGACUUGAUGCUUUCCACCCUCAAUGGACUAAUGAAGAGCUUGCAUGGUCUUGGUGCACGUAAAUUUGUGAUGACAGGAAUUGGAGCAAUUGGGUGUUGUCCAACGCAGAGGAAUCAAAAUAAAACUGAAGAAUGCAAUGAAGAAGCCAAUUACUGGUCAACUAAGUACAAUACAGGCUUGAAAUCAAUGUUGCAGGGACUCAAAUCAGAGCUGAAGGAAAUCAAUUACUCCUAUUUUGAGUCCUACACUGUCUUCACCAACUUCAUUCAGCAACCAGCUACUUAUGGAUUCAAAGAGGUUAAAGCUGCAUGUUGUGGAUUGGGGAACCUAAAAGCUCAGAUUCCAUGUGUGCCCAUUUCAAGCUACUGCCCCAACAGAAGUGAUCAUGUUUUCUGGGAUCUAUACCAUCCCACAGAGGCAGCUGCUCGGAUCUUUGUUGACCUUCUUUACACUGGUUCACAACAAUAUGUAAUCCCCAUGAAUGUGAAGCAGCUAGUUUCUGUCUAAUUGGAAUGAAACAAGAAGCUGAUAUACAUGUUAAAUUGACUAUGUUAUUGUCAUGUCUGUUCUGUUCAGUUCUCACCACCAUUAAUGAUCAAAAGGACUAUAGGUUGUUUUGUAUUAA